Messenger RNA from Cucurbita moschata (crookneck pumpkin), 1117 nucleotides. Its product is annotated as expansin-A8-like. Gene Ontology annotation, cellular component: extracellular region. The record is from RefSeq and is a predicted model, not a curated record. The transcript has 3 exons. Gene Ontology annotation, biological process: plant-type cell wall organization. NCBI's taxonomy places the organism in Eukaryota, Viridiplantae, Streptophyta, Magnoliopsida, Cucurbitales, Cucurbitaceae. Bases 65 to 814 code for a protein of 249 amino acids.
UUCGUCUAUUUCCCACUCCACACUACAACUUCAUACAAACCUCAUUCCUUUUCCCUCUCCUCCAAUGGCUUCCUCACCAAUCUCUGCCUUUUCUGUUAUUUUCCUACUUUUUAUCCCUGCAAUCUCCGCCGAUUACGGCGGAGUGCAGUCCGGCCACGCUACCUUCUAUGGCGGUGGAGACGCUUCCGGCACAAUGGGUGGGGCUUGUGGGUAUGGGAAUUUGUACAGUCAAGGAUAUGGGACGAACACGGCGGCGCUGAGUACGGCUCUGUUUAACAAUGGGCUGAGCUGUGGGUCUUGCUAUGAAAUCACUUGCAGCAGUGAUCCCAAAUGGUGUCUUCCUGGAAAAAUCAUUGUCACUGCCACUAAUUUCUGUCCCCCAAACUUGGCUCUCUCCAACAGCAAUGGCGGCUGGUGUAACCCUCCUCUGCAACACUUCGACUUGGCAGAGCCUGCUUUUCUCCAAAUCGCUCAGUACCAUGCCGGGAUUGUCCCUGUCUCCUUCCGAAGAGUAGCAUGCGUGAAGAAGGGAGGGAUAAGGUUGACGAUAAACGGCCAUUCAUACUUCAACUUGGUACUGAUCACCAACGUGGGCGGCGCCGGCGACGUCCACUCGGUGUCAAUCAAAGGGUCCAAAACUGGAUGGCAAGCCAUGUCCAGAAAUUGGGGACAGAACUGGCAGAGCAACAAUUACUUGAACGGACAGAGUCUCUCUUUCCAAAUCACCACCAGCGACGGCCGCACCGUCACCAGCUACAACGCCGUUCCGGCCAACUGGCAGUUCGGCCAGACAUUCGAGGCGGGCCAGUUCUGAAAUAAACUUCACCUAUAAAUUGUGCUCGAGAGAGGGUAAGACAGGGUAGAGUAGGAAGAUCUCCGGCACCGUCGCGACGGUGGCCGGCUAUUGCAGUGGUGGUUGACUCGCACCCGCUAGCUCUUUGGGAUAUCAAAAUACAUAUAUAAAUAUAUAUAGAAAAAUACUGUGUGUAGUAAGAAAAAAAUAGUUAAGCAGUAAGUAGAAACGUGGCAUAUUCCCAUUGGCUAUUUUUAGCAGUGAAUUGUUGACUUAGUCCUCCCAAUUUAUUAAUAUGAGGAUAUUGCAUUACUGUUCUUUUUC